Molecule: messenger RNA, 8728 nt
Organism: Phacochoerus africanus (Common warthog)
Lineage: Eukaryota; Metazoa; Chordata; Mammalia; Artiodactyla; Suidae
Gene: AGO1
Product: argonaute RISC component 1
Exons: 19
Coding region: 218-2791 (857 amino acids)
Molecular function (GO): RNA binding; protein binding
Source: RefSeq, a predicted model, not a curated record
ACUGGCAGCUGGCCGGGCGCUCGCAGGGGGAGCUGCUGCAGGCUCCGCGGCGGCGGCGGCAACGGAGGCUGCGGGGGUGGCGGCGCGAGCGGCCGGGCUUGGGGGGGGGAGCCGAGCCCGGCCCGGGAGCCUGAGCAGCUAGAGUGCGGGGUAUCUAGACCCCUCACACUGGACUCCACAGUCUCUGGGCCGCCUGACCUCCGCACGGGUAUAUGGGAUGGAAGCGGGACCCUCGGGAGCAGCUGCGGGCGCCUACCUGCCCCCCCUGCAGCAGGUGUUCCAGGCACCUCGCCGGCCUGGUAUUGGCACUGUGGGGAAACCAAUCAAGCUCCUGGCCAAUUACUUUGAAGUGGACAUCCCUAAGAUUGACGUCUACCACUACGAGGUGGAUAUCAAGCCGGAUAAGUGUCCUCGCAGAGUCAACCGGGAAGUGGUGGAAUACAUGGUCCAGCAUUUCAAGCCUCAGAUCUUUGGUGAUCGCAAGCCCGUAUAUGAUGGAAAGAAGAAUAUUUACACUGUCACAGCGCUGCCCAUUGGCAAUGAACGGGUCGACUUUGAGGUGACAAUCCCUGGGGAAGGGAAGGAUCGAAUCUUCAAGGUCUCCAUCAAGUGGCUAGCCAUUGUGAGCUGGCGCAUGCUGCAUGAGGCCUUGGUCAGUGGCCAGAUCCCUGUUCCCCUGGAGUCUGUGCAAGCCCUGGAUGUGGCCAUGAGGCACCUGGCAUCCAUGAGGUACACCCCUGUGGGCCGCUCCUUCUUCUCACCGCCUGAGGGCUACUACCACCCGCUGGGGGGUGGGCGCGAGGUCUGGUUCGGCUUUCACCAGUCUGUGCGCCCUGCCAUGUGGAAGAUGAUGCUCAACAUUGAUGUCUCAGCCACUGCCUUCUACAAGGCGCAGCCAGUGAUUGAGUUCAUGUGUGAGGUGCUGGACAUCAGGAACAUAGAUGAGCAGCCCAAGCCCCUCACGGACUCUCAGCGUGUACGCUUCACCAAGGAGAUCAAGGGCCUGAAGGUGGAAGUGACCCACUGUGGACAGAUGAAGAGGAAAUACCGUGUGUGUAAUGUUACCCGCCGCCCUGCCAGCCAUCAGACGUUUCCCUUGCAGCUGGAGAGUGGACAGACUGUGGAGUGCACAGUGGCACAGUAUUUCAAGCAGAAAUAUAACCUUCAGCUCAAAUAUCCCCACCUGCCCUGUCUGCAGGUUGGCCAGGAACAAAAGCAUACCUACCUUCCCUUAGAGGUCUGUAACAUUGUGGCCGGGCAGCGCUGCAUUAAGAAGCUGACUGACAACCAGACUUCAACCAUGAUAAAGGCCACAGCUAGGUCGGCCCCAGACAGACAGGAGGAGAUCAGCCGCCUGAUGAAGAAUGCCAGCUACAACCUAGAUCCCUACAUCCAGGAAUUUGGGAUCAAGGUGAAGGAUGACAUGACGGAAGUGACAGGGCGAGUGCUGCCGGCGCCCAUCUUGCAGUACGGCGGCCGGAACCGGGCCAUUGCCACACCCAAUCAGGGUGUCUGGGACAUGCGGGGGAAGCAGUUCUACAAUGGAAUUGAGAUCAAAGUCUGGGCCAUCGCUUGCUUCGCACCCCAAAAACAGUGUCGAGAAGAGGUGCUCAAGAACUUCACGGACCAGCUGCGGAAGAUUUCCAAGGAUGCAGGGAUGCCUAUCCAGGGCCAGCCUUGCUUUUGCAAAUAUGCGCAGGGGGCAGACAGCGUGGAGCCCAUGUUCCGGCAUCUCAAGAACACCUACUCAGGGCUGCAGCUCAUUAUCGUCAUCCUGCCAGGGAAGACGCCAGUGUAUGCUGAAGUGAAACGUGUUGGAGAUACACUCUUGGGAAUGGCUACACAGUGUGUGCAAGUGAAGAAUGUGGUCAAGACCUCACCUCAGACUCUGUCCAACCUCUGCCUGAAGAUCAAUGUCAAACUUGGUGGCAUCAACAACAUCCUAGUCCCACACCAGCGCUCUGCCGUCUUUCAACAACCAGUGAUAUUCCUGGGAGCGGAUGUUACACACCCCCCGGCAGGGGACGGGAAAAAGCCUUCUAUCACAGCAGUUGUAGGUAGUAUGGAUGCCCACCCCAGCCGUUACUGUGCUACUGUGCGGGUGCAGCGACCACGGCAGGAGAUCAUUGAAGAUUUAUCCUACAUGGUACGUGAGCUGCUCAUCCAGUUCUACAAGUCCACCCGCUUCAAGCCUACCCGCAUCAUCUUCUACCGAGAUGGGGUUCCUGAAGGCCAGCUCCCCCAGAUCCUCCACUAUGAGCUGCUGGCCAUUCGUGAUGCCUGCAUCAAACUGGAAAAGGACUACCAGCCUGGGAUCACUUAUAUUGUGGUGCAGAAACGCCAUCAUACCCGCCUUUUUUGUGCUGACAAGAAUGAGCGAAUUGGGAAGAGUGGUAACAUCCCAGCUGGGACUACUGUGGACACCAACAUCACCCACCCAUUUGAGUUUGACUUCUAUCUGUGCAGCCACGCAGGCAUCCAGGGCACCAGCCGACCAUCCCAUUACUAUGUCCUUUGGGAUGACAACCGUUUCACAGCGGAUGAGCUCCAGAUCUUGACGUACCAGCUGUGCCACACUUAUGUACGAUGCACACGCUCCGUCUCAAUUCCAGCACCUGCCUACUAUGCCCGCUUGGUGGCUUUCCGGGCACGAUACCACCUAGUGGACAAGGAGCAUGACAGUGGAGAGGGGAGCCACAUAUCGGGGCAGAGCAAUGGGCGGGACCCCCAGGCCCUGGCCAAAGCCGUGCAGGUUCACCAGGAUACUCUGCGCACCAUGUACUUCGCUUGAAGGCAGAACGCUGUUACCUCACUGGAUAGAAGAAAGCUUUCCAAGCCCCAAGAGCUGUGCCACCCAAAUCCAGAGGAAGCAGGGAGGAGGGAGGUGGGGUAGGGAGGAAUGCAGAAGGCCUUGGUACCUUCUACUUCUAUACAGGGGGCGAAAGGGUGGGGAAGAGGGCCAGUAAGCCAGACCACCAGCCAGAAAUCUCUGAUAUUCACCUCACGCCCUCCACCCUUCACCUCAUCUUGUCACAUCUGGCCCUGACCCCACUGGACCAAGAGAGGCAGCACUGGUGCCCACCAUACACACAGGUGUCUCAUGUGACUCACAGUGCUAAAGACUCAUGCCUGACAGCUUGGUAAGGUCGGCUCUGCAGCCCUGCGGACAAAAGCUGGUAGGUUUGGGUUCGAUACUUUAGAUGGGAAAGUGAGGGGCUUGAGAAAGUGGGUGGGAGGAGGGAAGGAUUUUUUUAGGAGCCUUAAUCAGAAAAGGUCUAGAUUUGUUUAAAAAGAAAAACAAAACCAGAUUCAGAUCAAUAUUUUAGGAUACUAGAUGUUUUAAUGGGUUGAGAAUCCAGUUUGUAGGAAGAUUUUUAAUGCUGAUGGUUUUGGUUGCCCCUCCCCCAGCUGCCACUCCCCUUUCCCUUAUUCCUCUCGCCACCUUUUCUACCCCGCCAUACACGUCCUCCCUGACAGACAUCCAGCCCCUAGUAAGACUUAAGGCACUAUGGCACUUAGCUCUGAAGUGACACGACCCUGUCUUCCUUCCGCCUGCUGGUGGGUAACCAGUGCCUUCCCUGUAACGGUAAUGCUGCAGAACUGCAACCUUUUGUACCUUUUUUGGGGGGUGCGGGGUGGGGGUGGGAGAGGAGGCAGGUGGGGCUGAAAUACCCCUAACCCAGCAAGCCUCCAGCCAGAGCGCCAGCUGUUUUUCAUUUGAAGGAAUUGACUUCCAUAUUCAUUGAGCUUUUAAAAAGAUCACAACCUCAAAAUGGUUAAAAUCCAUUGACAUUUGCACUUUCAGACAUGACAAGUCUCGGAGCUGCUGAGAUGACUGGCCCCUGGCCGUUCCACUUAUGUCUCCUUUCUUUCUGUCCCGUUCUCCUCUCCGGUAACCUGGGUCUGGAGUUACUUUCAUAGCAUUUCUCAACUCUUGGCUUGUUUUUUCCCUGAUGGUCAAGUCUCUUUAUGUUUCAAUAUUUUUUAACUGAGGUGUCUUAAAACAAAUGACCCUUAGGUCUAAAGUAAGAAAAAAAAGCAAAAACUAAAUAUUAUUUUUAUACUACAACUUGAGUCUAUUGCCAAAAUCUGGAAAUCCCUCCCAUGCCCAGUGAGUUUACAUCCCAGAAACAUUGAGCCAUCAGAAGGAACUCUUGACCUGACCUGUUCUUUGGCCUGGCUAGGUAGGUGGUGGUUAUUUCCCCAAGGUGGGGCUUGGGCUCCACCCCUCCUCUGUGCAGAUAAUAUCUUUUUCUGGCUGCAGGCUCCCUCUUCUGCACUGCCCUGCACUCUUUUCCUGCAAGUGCAUCUACCCUUCCUCUGGGCUGUCCUCUGACACUUUGGCUCAUCCUAGAUUUCAGCGUGUCCUGUGGAUAGACUGGGGAUUUUGCUGUUCCCUAUUGCUUCUGUUUACACAAAUGAAUUUUUUCUGGUUUCCCACUAGGGCAUGUGAGUGGGUGGCAUGGGCUUUUUUUUUUUUUCUUUCUUUCUUUCUCCCCCAUCUCCCUGGAUAGAGAUGGGGUUUGGCUGUCUUGCAGAACUGGAAAAGUAGGGGGUUCUAGCUCAGUGCCUGCUGGCCUUGAAGCAAGGCUCCCUCUUUCCUUGACUGUUCAUUUUUUCCUAUCCCACUGCUUGGGAUAAGGAGUUGCAACUUCAGUGUGGAAAUUCCUCUUUUUGAGGAGCUUGGGCUUGGGUUUGCCCCAGUCUGGUGAUGAAGCCAUGACACUUUAGACCUAGGUCAGGCCUGGAGGCCAGUCAGAGGAAGGCCAGUCUGAAUAUGGGCCUAUGCAGUUAGAGCUACAAUUUCCCCUCCCCAGCAGCCCUUGUACAGACCCAGAUUUGCUAUGCAAAACAGUCUAUCCCAGGUUCUGUUCUGGUUGGCUACUUUGUUCAGCAACUUCACAAAACGUAGCACAAACAUUGAUUAUGGUGAAGGCAUCAGGACUGUUGAGUAACUCCUCCUUUCUUUCUUUCCUACUGGCUACAGUGUGGGGUGCCCCAUGGGCACAGCCCAGCUGAAGAACAGAAUGGAGGGCUUUGGGAGGAGGCAGCUCACUGGAGAGCCUACAUUCCUUACACAAGUGCCUAAAGAGAGUGAUGCCAACACUCCAUCUGCCCUGUCCAUCGCCUUCAUAUACUGUCUACUUCGUGUUCAGUCACCCUUUGGGGAGGGGAGCUCUCUUGGGACAGUGGGUUUUGCGUGUUGUCUUCUUGGGUGCAUUUUAGGGCUGGGAUCAGGGCAGUAUUCCUGGAGAGUCCAGUCAUUCACCAGCAUUUGCAGAUGUCCAUUGCGAGUUGGUGGUAGUCACCUACUCUCAGCAACAAGUUUGUGUUUUUCCUUUUUCUCUCUUUGCCUCACUCUCUGCAGUUGGGUUUUGAGCUGAGGCCUGAAAUGCAUUUUUUAGCCCUUUGGCAUUGUGCAUGCCACGUAAGAAAUAAAAGCAAGAGAAAAAGCGUGGGCAAGGGCAAGAAUAUGACUUCUUGCUGUGAUAUUCUUUCUAUCCUUAAAAAAGAAAAAAAAAAUAUCUUUGAGACUUGAAAAAUACCCUUGACCUUGAGGAAGGUGGUACAUGCAGAUUGAGAAAUGGUGUUGGCAACAAGCUUUGACUUUUUUCAAUUUGGUUAAAGUGGUGCUUCUUUCUUAAGCUCUGAGGAAGCCCUGGGGGGACCCCAACCUCAUCCUCUUAGACAAGUCUCUUGCUCCCUUUCUUCCACUCUUCUGCGUUCCUUAUACUCUUCUCUCUUUCCCUGACCUCCUUUUAUUUAUUUUUUUAUGUUCACUCAGCUUGCUUGCAGGCCUGCCUGCCUGUCUGCCUAUGUGAUGAUGAAUUCUCUGCAUGGCUACAGUGAUCCUGCUGUUAGCUGGCAAGGUCAGGGUUAGCUCCUUGGCUGCAGAAGACCAAGAAUCUGCAUCCUAAACCCAAUGAUGUCCUCCCUGGGCUGGACUGCUUUCAAACUUACAUGAAGGCAUAGCAGAAGGCCUGCCCAACUGGCAUGAAAUCAGGAGGGCUUCUGGCAACUUCCAUACCUAUCCAUUCUUUGGAGUUGGUUUCUCUUAUUGCUUUUUCUUGAUCUGGUUUCAUUUAUUUACCUGGGGCCUUCCUUUUCUGAGGAUGUCCUAGAAGCAAUCUACUUGGUUAUCCAGGGUUAAAGGGUUAAGGGAUAGACAUGGGGGAAGAAGGAGAGAGAUGGGAAGAGAAUGGAGAGAAUAUGGCUAAAAUCUGGGAAAGGAGAGCACUGUUCAUUGAUCACUUUUCCAGUCCAGCCUGACUCAUUGGGGCAUUGAGAUGCUACUGCUGGCCUCUGGGGAUAAGCGGGGGCUGUUGUUGCUGGGAACUUAGGCUUAGAUCAAGGCUGAAGAAGAAGGUACCUGAAAGUAUGGAACCUCCCUAAAAAGCUCCUGUUUCCCACCUACUCAAUAGCUCCUCCAUAGCCUCCUCUUUGGCCAAGCAACGAUGUUCUUGGAUAGUUUUCUUUUUCUUGUCUAGAGUUCUAUAAAUGAGGACAACAAGAUGGGCACCCAAGGGAACGCUGGCUUCUUAACUGACCCAUGGGAUAGCUUCGAGGCUGGUGGACAGUGUUUUAGAUCUGGCAUCAUGUGUAACAAGGAUGAAAGUUCCUUCCCCUUCAGGGUAGAAAGUCAUCUCAAACAAACUAAUAUGCAGUUUUGGAAACUACAUUGGGGGAAGCUAUUUUUAUUUAUAUUGAUUGAGCCUAGGCCAAUCCAGGAUGGUAGCUGGUAUGCCUUCCUUCUUAAUGUCUGAUCAUGGUAGGAUUAUGCAGGGCACUCUUUCCUCUUUGGCCUUCUAAGCAGACUGGGGAGAAGGGAUUCUCUGGUUUUUCUCUCCCCCCUCCCCCCAUUUAUUAGGACUUGCCUUCUCCCUGGGCAGGGAGAGAGGCUAGGUUGGUGCUCUCCCCUUACUCUACUCCUACUGACUUAGAACCUCUGGCUGCUGUUUGGGAGCCCAGGAAAGGGAGUGGAGAGAAUGGGCUCAAAAUAAAAGAAGAUAAAACAAAAAAAACAGAAUAAGGUGGGGAAGGCAGAUUUUCUUCUUUAAAAUGGAAAAUAGGAAACCCUCCAAGGAUUGUGCAAGUAAAGACAAUGUGUCUAAUGCACUGACUCCCCUGGUGUAGUAGCAAUAAGGAAAAAUGAAAUGACUCUCCUGUGCGCACAGUCCAACCUGAUUGGUGUGUUAUGUUGUACUUAAAGCAGCCAACUGGUGGGCAUGUGUGACUACUCUGGGUUUCACUUUAGUUUCUAAACUUUUUAUCCCUCUCAAGUCCAGCAUGGAUGGGGAAAUGUCCUUGGAGCCCCACAGCUGUGUACUUGUUUGCAUUUGUUUCCCCUUGAGACUUGUGUUUGUGUCCUGCUUUGAGCUGUACCUUGUCUAGUCCAUUGUAAAAUUACCCCAGCAGCUGUAAUGUACAGUUCCUUCUGAAGCAAGCAGCAGCAGCAGCAGCACAAUUCUGUGUUUUAUAAAGACAACAGUGGCUUCUGUUUCUAAAGUGCGGUCUCUCUCUCUCUCUUUUUUUUUUUCUUAGCAAAGCAAACUAUUGGGAUUAAUUAUAUCUCUGAUAGGUUUUACAUUAGAAUAAUAGAUUGUUAAAGAGCCAAACCAUCACUUUGUAAAGGAGGGAAGUAGGUAAAACAAAUUCCAGUAUGUUGAAACUACAGCCUCUAUUUAUUCUUCAUUCAGCAAACGUGCAAAGUACUGUGUUCAGCGGUAUUUUGGGGGAAUAGGAAGGCACGGUCCCAAAGUGAGGAAAACAGUGUCUCUUUCCUUAAGGAGCUUAAAAAGUUUGGUUGGGGAUAUGAGUAGCCAAAUGGUUUUCUGGUACCAUUUAGACUACCAUUUAGUCCUUGUUUUGAGGACUAAAACAAGGCUAUAAGACUGUAGUGAUGAAGAUAGGAAAGGGCAGAUUUGAGAGACACUCAGGAGAUAGAAUUAAUAGGACACAGUGGAUAAUGGAAUGGGAAGAGGAGUAGAGGCUGACGCUCACUCUGCUUGAGCAGGUGAGUAUAUUGGGACAUUACUCUAGCCAGGAUUGGGGGUAAAGGGGAGAUGAUAGAAGGAAGGUGGUGAAUUUUGUCAAAAGACAUUUAGCCUUGUAUAGACUGAGUUUUGAGGUUCCCAUGGGAUAACAAGGUUAAGAUUUCCAGUAAACAUUUGUGUUUUGGUGCUCAGGGAAAACUACAAAACUGCAGUUAUAGAUAUGGGAUUUGUACUCAUAUAGAUGGUAGUUAAAACCAUAUGAAUGAAUAAGAUGGUUUAGAAAAAGAGUAGAGCAAGGGAAACCUAGUGUACCAAUCUAGGAAAUACAAGUUAUAAGAUGGGGGGAAGAAGCCGAACCUAAAAUGACUAUCAGAUCGCUAGUAGAUAUCUUGUAUGUUUCUGAUUGAUUUAAUGAGGUGGGAGAAUAGUCAAGAAUGGAAUAGAAUUAAAGAAAGAUGUGAUUAACAGCAUAAAAACUGCUGCAGUGAGGAGGGGUAUUUUUUUCUACUUAGUUUACCAUCCUCCAACCCAUCUUCUCUGGGAUCUUAUAAUUAUAUAGUCAUUCUCCAGUAUUUCUUGAAAAUGAGCAUUGAAAAAAGCUAACUUAAGGCUAAGACUGGGACUUCCAAGUUGUUCACCACAACUACCACCACCACCUCCACCUCCAGCUUCCUCCUAUCCUCAGGAGAUAACUUGUAAAAGAAUGAAAUAAACAAACCUAAUUUUGUUCCUAA